Messenger RNA from Adineta ricciae, 822 nucleotides. Lineage: Eukaryota; Metazoa; Rotifera; Eurotatoria; Adinetida; Adinetidae. The record is from the annotation of a GenBank genome assembly.
AUGGCAACGGCUGUCCUAGAUUUUCCCUUGAAUCAUGAUGAUGAAGAACCCAAUCACAUUAUAUUUUGGCUGGACCAAGGUAUUGGCCUUCCCACAGAAUAUAUACAUUUGAAAAAGGCGUUCGGUAGUAACACUGAUCCGCGUCAUGAAACUUUCACUAUGCUCAACGAUAAAGAUUACGACGAUUUACUUGAUUCUAAAGAACCUGUUACCGUGCUAUUCGGAGGUGUACAAUUCCUUUUACAAGCAUUUGUCGACGAAAAUGCUUGCUUGGAAGCCUUUGAAGUAAAUCAAAACAAACGAAUCUUCUUUAUCACAUCUGGUUCGCUCGGUGAGAAGGCCGUUCCGAGAAUUAUUGAAAGCUACCGCAAUGUCUUUACCGAUCCUAUUACUAGUAAACCAUACCAUUCGGUCUAUAUUUUUUGUGGCAUUAUUGAUAAUCAUGUGGAUUGGGCAAUGGAAUAUUAUGAAUACAUUCAAAUGUUUGACUUCGACAGAGAUUUACUACAACGAAUGACACAUGAUAUUGCUGAUUACUUUUUUGAACGAGGUCGACGGAUACUCGAAGACACUGAACCAAAAGAUCCUCUUAAAUACUUAUAUUGGGCAAAGCGACUCUAUCAUCGAUUCGACAAGUUAGAAGCAGAUAUUGAUACAGAUAAUCCUCGACCAGUGAGACCGAGCAAAGACACACGAAAAAUUAUAGAUUUCAUCGAAAAAGUUGAAUCAGAGAAGUGUGCAAACAAUGUUGAAGAAAACGCUCCAACCAAUGAUGGUGGCGACGAUUCUGAUACGCCAUACGGUGAAUCAUCUGAUUACUGA